CCGGAAGUGGACUAGCGAGGAAGCAGCUGGUGAUGCGGGAGCAAACAUGGCGGCCCUGGCGCCCUUCGGCCCAGCGGGCGCUUGCUGUCUGCGCCUGGCCGCGGGCCUCCGGCUGCUUUCGAUACUAGGGCUGCUCCCGCUGCUGGCCGAGCCCGGCCUGGGCCGCGUCCACCACCUGGCACUCAAAGACGACGUGAGGCACAGGGUGCAUCUGAACACCUUCGGCUUCUUCAGGGACGGCUUCAUGCGGGUGAAGGUCGGCAGCCUCUCCGUGAGCGACCCUGGGGGCAUCGCAGACAAGGAAGCCCCUAUCGGGUUCAGCCUGGAGCGCACGAAGAAUGACGGCUUCUCCUCGUACCUGGGUGAAGACCUGACCUACUGCAUUCUAAGGAAGCAGUCAGCCUCCGUCACACUGCUGGUCCUGGACAUCUCCAGAAGUGAGCUGAAAAUCAGGUCUCCGCCGGAAGCUGGCGCCCAGCUGCCCAGGAUCAUCUUAGACAAGGAUGAGAAGGUCCCCGGGCAGAGCCAGGGGCCUGACACAAGCCCCCCAUCUGCACUCACGUCCAGAGGCAGCCAGGCUGAGCCGGCGCCAGGUGGCGGAAAGUCAAAAAGAAGCGCGGCCGACGCCAGGGCACCGGGAGAGAAAUCCUUCUCCAUUCAUAGCAAGGCCGGGGCAGUGUCCUUUCAGUUUUCCUUUAACAUCAGCACGGAUGACCAAGAAGGCCUUUACAGUCUUUAUUUUCAUAAGUGCUCAAAAAAUGAGCAGCAGUCGAGUGACAAGUUUUCGUUCAGCCUUGAUAUCAUGAUCACAGAGAAGAAUCCCGACAGCUACCUCUCGGCGGGGGAGAUCCCGCUGCCCAAGCUCUACGUCUCCAUGGCCGCCUUCUUCCUGCUCUCCGGGGCCAUCUGGACCCACGUCCUCAGGAAGCGCCGGAGCGACGUGUUUAAGAUCCACUGGCUGAUGGCAGCACUGCCCUUCACCAAGUCUCUCUCCCUGGUGUUCCACGCGAUCGACUACCACUACAUCUCCUCCCAGGGCUUCCCCAUUGAAGGCUGGGCCGUGGUGUACUACAUAACCCACCUGCUGAAGGGGGCGCUGCUGUUCAUCACCAUCGCACUCAUCGGCACAGGCUGGGCUUUCAUCAAGCACAUCCUCUCCGACAAGGACAAGAAAAUCUUCAUGAUCGUCAUCCCACUCCAGGUGCUGGCCAACGUGGCCUACAUCAUCAUGGAGUCCACCGAGGAGGGCACCACGGAGUACAGCCUCUGGAAGGACUCGCUGUUCCUGGUGGACCUGCUGUGCUGCGGUGCUAUCCUCUUCCCUGUGGUGUGGUCCAUCAGACACUUACAGGAAGCGUCGGCCACGGAUGGCAAAGCUGCUAUCAACUUAGCAAAGCUGAAGCUCUUCAGACACUACUACGUCUUGAUCGUGUGUUACAUAUACUUCACCAGGAUCAUCGCCUUCCUCCUGAAGCUGGCUGUCCCCUUCCAGUGGAAGUGGCUUUACCAGCUCCUGGAUGAAACAGCCACGCUGGUGUUCUUCGUCCUGACGGGGUACAAAUUCCAGCCGGCUUCGGACAACCCCUACCUGCAGCUGUCUCAGGAGGACGAGGACCUGGAGAUGGAGACAGUGGUGACCACAUCGGGGGCGAUGGAGAGCGUAAAGAAAGUGAAGAAGGUGACCAACGGCCUGGUGGAGCCCCAGGGUGACUGGGAGGGCACUGCAUGAGGCGCAGGCCCUGCAGACGCUGCCGCCGUCGGAGAAGGCCAGUGACUCCAAGCGGCCCUGUCGGGGAGCGGGGGCGGCCCAAGCAGCGGCCCCGGAACACAGCGCACGGACCCUACUUGCAGACUCGCUGGGUUAACUGGGCCUGCAUGGGCCCAUGGUACCGGCAGCCAGGACUGGCCUGCAGGAGAGGACAGGGUCAGCCCUGGCUUCACCUCUUCAAUCGGGAGCUCUGGGGUUCAGGCAGCAGUGACCCCGAAUAUGUGGAGCCGAGAAAGACGCACCAGGGACGCAGACACGGCCAGACAGCACCAAGGACACGGGGGAAGGACGUGGUGGCUUUGGGGACAAAGGGGAGGGGCUGUGCCGGGCUCCUUCCUCUGGCCAGGCCCUGACCUCCUCAUGGGGACAGGGCUGGAACAGGGGCCAGCUCUGUCCUCACCACAAAGGCCCAGGCCGGAGGCUGCCACUGCUCGGCCACAGCUUUCCAUGUGGAGGCGGCAGGACCAGGCUGCAGAGGUGCCUCCUCUGCCUGCCGGGCCUCCUGGCCUCCUGGCCUGCCGAUCUCCUCUGCCUGUUUGCCUCUGCUCUGGGCUUGCAUCUGUGUCUGGGGUCCAAACUGGCGAGCGAGUGGGAGACGUCUCCCCCAAGCUGGGUCUGAGCGGCGCUGAGUGCAAGGCGUCGUUGGUAAAGCUUUGCCCUCCGUGGAGCCGGUGCGCCUGAGUUCAGAAAAGCUGGAGGCUGAGGCAGAGUUGGGCCUCAGGGCACUGCAGUCUCAGGAAGCCCCCAAAGCUCUGCACCCCUCAGAGCAGGGCCAGCUGCAAGGUUGCCAGGAGGAGCCACACUCUCCAGUGCCCCUGAGGGGGAGCAGAGGGGACCUGGGCUGCAGCCAGCAGUGCCUGCAGGGCCUCUCCCAACAGAAGGGCGGUGAGAAGCCGUGGGCCUGGCUGUGCCCCUUCCCUAGGUUCAGGAGCCUAGGAGGCAGAGAAUUCCCCGCACCGUCCUCACCCUAAAUGAUAUCGAGGACCACCGAGUCCUCUCUGACCUGGAUUAGCACCGGUGCCCCCACCUCCAUCCCUGGGUAGGUGGCUCCUGCUCACCCCGAGCAGGGCAGAGGGACCGGGCCAGGGAGCCCGCUGAGAACCGCUCUUGUUACCCUGGCCCUGUUCCGAGUGUGCGUGACAGGGAUGUGCUCCGCUUAGCUUUCUGUGCGUAAACAGCGCCUGCAGGACCCACGCAUCCCUCACUCCAGGGGGUGCACUUGUGAGCCCCUUGCCCGGGGAUGCCAACGCCCAGAUGCCAGACGCCUCCCCACCAGGAUGGGCCUGCGGAGACCUGAUUUCACCCUCUGGGUUGUGUGUGCUGGAGUUCAGACCAGGACCUCAUAUCCUCCAGCCAGUGUCCCAGCCCACACGCCAGCAUCAGAAGGAGAUGUCCCUGCUGUAGGUGGCUGGUGGCUGCAGCUGGGCAGCCCUGCCAGGGCGAGGAACCCGAAGGCCAGAGGGAGGCACAACGUCUUCCGGCUCGCAUCCCGGUGGUGGCCCUGAGUGCGGGAGGCUCCCGUCCUCUGCAGAAGGCUCCUGAGGGCAGCAUGGCUUCCUGGCGGCAGGAAGGUCGGCACCCACUCUGUCCUCCAGCUCUGAGCAGCUGGUGGCGCCCUCCCUGCAGCCCUCUUCCCCGUCCUGCUGCGCCUUCCUGUGCCGUUGUCCACGUCUCCUCUGGGAGCCUGCAGGUGCUGCUGGCUGGGAACUGUAAUAAAGUGUGUUUUGCUAGAAAAUUA
Molecule: messenger RNA, 3506 nt
Organism: Cavia porcellus (domestic guinea pig)
Lineage: Eukaryota; Metazoa; Chordata; Mammalia; Rodentia; Caviidae
Gene: Gpr107
Product: G protein-coupled receptor 107
Exons: 18
Coding region: 47-1729 (560 amino acids)
Biological process (GO): clathrin-dependent endocytosis
Cellular component (GO): clathrin-coated vesicle; membrane; Golgi apparatus
Molecular function (GO): clathrin heavy chain binding
Source: RefSeq, a predicted model, not a curated record